GCGUGAUCCAGUUUGACGUUUUCGAUUUUUGAGGUUAAGAAAUUUCCAAAAUACUCAGCACUGUUUGAUAAAUUUCUUAAAAUUGUGAGAGUAGGUCCCAAAAUGGCCUUUAUAUCUUCAGGAUCUAAAACUUUGAUGAAAAUUACUCCUGUUUUGAAAAGGAGCACUGCUGCUAUUUCCAAUACCUCUAUCAAUUAUAGUCCUAGAGAUGCUAAACCAAUAAAAAAAGAACUGGCUCUUCUUAUGCCAGAAGAAUUGGAACAAAGAAAAAAGCUGGCUGGUUACAUAACAGUCGAUGAAAAAACAGAUAUUUCUCCUGUAACUGGGGUGCCAGAAGAGCAUGUGAAGGAACGAUGUGUACGUAUUUAUAUGCCCUCAAAGAACGCAAUGCAGAGUGGAACUAACAAUUUGGGUCAUUGGGAAAUUGAUUUUGAUAACAGAGAAAGAUGGGAAAAUCCUCUUAUGGGAUGGUGCUCUACAGGUGAUCCACUGUCUAACAUGAAAGUUCAAUUUGGAAGUCCUCAAGAGGCUAUUGAAUAUUGUGAGAAGAAUGGCUGGCAAUGGUAUGUCCAGGAGAGCAAACUGGACAAGCCUGUGAAACCUAAAUCUUAUGGUAUCAACUUUUCAUGGAACAAGCGCACCCGAACUUCAACAAAGUAAGAGGUGUUAAUGGGUAUUCUAAUUGUAAAUAAUUCUGAGUCGAAAUUCAACAUGUAUUGAAACUUACCACAAAAUCAAAUAGAUUGGGAAUAUAACUUGGUAUUCAAUGUUAUUAAUUAUAUUGUCAUUGUUUGAUUUGAAAAUAAAUAGAACCUCAAGUCGA
Molecule: messenger RNA, 823 nt
Organism: Coccinella septempunctata (seven-spotted ladybird)
Lineage: Eukaryota; Metazoa; Arthropoda; Insecta; Coleoptera; Coccinellidae
Gene: ND-18
Product: NADH dehydrogenase [ubiquinone] iron-sulfur protein 4, mitochondrial
Exons: 4
Coding region: 103-660 (185 amino acids)
Biological process (GO): electron transport chain
Source: RefSeq, a predicted model, not a curated record